AUGCGAAAGCAACCACCAUCGACACCGGCAGCGGUGGACAAGGCUCGGCGGGAUGCUCUGGAGGCGCAGAAAAAGAGGACAGACGACUCCAUCGCUCGACGGACCGCCACAUCCCACUCUUCGAGUGCGGCAACGUCGCGGCCGAAGCUUGCCGCUGCAUCGGCAAAGCGGAAACAAAUCCAAACGGCGGCGUUCCAAUCACCCCUCAAGAGGCACAAGCCAUCCUCUUCGACAUCUAAAUUUGUUCCCACCGCCAAAUGCGUCCGCUGUCAUGUGCGCGAUGAGUUUCCGCGUACCAAAUGCCUCUUAUGCAGCGCUUCCGUCCAUCUUGCAUGCACGACCCCCGUUGCGCGUCGGCUCGGGAUCGACGCCUUUCCCAACAACGGCGUGUAUUGCUCGAUCGAGUGUUACACCGAAGACACCGGCAAUGCCGUCCCAACCACAACGUUUACGACGACGGCCAUGGAGCCGACUACGACGACGAAGCACGCGGCGAGACCCGCGGAAACACCUGUGGCCGCCCUUCCUCCGACCCCCACCGUCCAUGGUCGCGCGUCGUCGGCCUCUGGGGCCUUUGUGGAAGGCGAUGCGAUCACCUCUGCCAUUCUCAAACACUCUGGUGUGAAGGCGCCUCGCCCGUUGGAACUUCCUCCUCGGUCCUUCUCCCGCCAGCACCCCCCGCCUCGUCCACCGUCCCCUGAGCGCAAAACGUUGCAAUUUCAAUCCAUUUCCCCCAUCAAGACAUCCCCCGUCCAGCAGCCAUCGUCCUCCACGCAGAAAAAAGGUGCUUCUAUCGAGCUUGCCGACCACCCCGACGAACGUGUCCGCUACGUCCACAACUCUUCCAACCACCACGACACAAGUCCUUCUAUCGAGGACGAUGCGCGGUACCACGACUACUUUAAUCCCCCGCGCUUCCUUCCGCGGACGACAUCUCCGUCUACCUCUGGUGCAUCUUGUUCUUCUUUGUCGUCUGUUUCGAAAUGGUCGGCGGCGGCGAUACUCGUGGGACUAGUGUCGAUGGCGGCGGUAUUACUCGCCGGUCUGUACAUGGACUCGAUUCCUUUCUGCGACUCGAACGACACUACCAACACUCCUGGGUGGUGCCAGCCGUGUCCGGAUAACGGCAUUUGCUUUUCCGGCGACCUCCAAAGCUGCAAACAGCCCUACCUAAAGGUCGAACGCGCGUGUUUGGAACCGUCGACGGUGACGCGGGACGCUGACCUGAUGACGCACCUGCUGCCGCGGUUCCUCGUGAAGCGGGCGUCCAAUGUCCUAUGCAACCAGUCGCUGCUGGCCACGUGGCAGCACCAGGGGACGGCAGAGAAGACCAGCACCACGUCGCAGGUCGUCACGUCGGCGUUUGAACUGCGCAACUAUUUGCUCCACCAAGCCAUGUGGGACAACGUGGACGCGGCUGUGUUUGACGUGACAUUUACGAAAGCGAUGCGCCAACUGAAACAAGGUCACCCCGAGUACUACUACACGAGCGACGGCGACGUGGUCCUCGGCCGCGACGACGUCGACCUCUGGUGUGCAUUGCAAUUGCACGUUCAAGACUAUGUCCAGAUCUAUGCAACACUACUAGCCAUUGGAUUGAUCACGUGGGCAAUUGUUACGUGGCACCGCCGCCGUCGCGCGUCCAAGUCCCAGAUCAAACGCCUCGUGCAUGCCGUGCAUGUGGCGUUGAAACAGCCGUCCAACGAUUUGGUGGACGGCGCAGUGUCGCAUCUGCGCCACUCGUUAUGGGGCGGAAAGAACGACCGUACGUGGCAGCGUGUGGUACAAGCAAUCCACCAAGACGCCCGCAUUCGAGAGCGUUAUAUCGUCCAUCGAGGGCAGCAAGUACUCAUCUGGUACACUAAAGCAAUGCACACUGACUAAAUAACGUUAUGCUUGAACAAUGAUUGUAUGAUUUAAAAUAGGGAAUGGAUUGGCACAAGACGCGACGACCGCAAUAUCUUGCGGGGGCAACCGGUGGAACUGGUCGAGUAACCAGUGUAGUUAAUAGUUUGGAUUCAAUAGGGAGCCACGAAAACUACAUUUGAGGACGUUUUGACUAACAGCCAUGACCAUCGCCAUCACAUGUUCUGCAUCAACCAUGGGGCGCAUCAUGCAUCUCUUACCGCCAAUAUAAAUAUAUAUACAU
Messenger RNA from Aphanomyces astaci, 2149 nucleotides. RefSeq lists its product as hypothetical. Gene Ontology annotation, cellular component: nuclear inner membrane. The coding region runs from base 1 to 1884 and encodes 627 amino acids. Lineage: Eukaryota; Oomycota; Saprolegniomycetes; Saprolegniales; Verrucalvaceae. Gene Ontology annotation, molecular function: chromatin binding. The transcript is spliced from 9 exons. The record is from RefSeq and is a predicted model, not a curated record.